CAUAGCUGUCACGAAAGUCUGUCAAAAGCCACAGCAUUACCAGUAGGGAUUCAUAUCAAAGGUAUACCUAUGGCGAUGUCUUCUGAUAACAUUACAGUGGAUCCGUUUUCAGUCUCUCCUCGUCCCAACCAGAGCUCCUGUGAUGUUUUCGCCGGCCAGGCUGUUGCCACGGUUCUCUUCCCCAUCGUCUACUUGCUGGUGUUCCUCAUCAGUGCCUGUGGCAACAGCCUGGUGCUCUACGUGAUCUGUCGCAGUCAGCAGAAGUGUAACUCCACUUCCAUCUACCUGCUGAACCUGGCUCUGUCCGACACCCUCUUCACCCUGGUGCUGCCGGCCAGGAUCACCUACUACAUCCGUGGCUUCGACUGGCCUUUCGGGGACGUCAUGUGCACGUUGACCGCAGUCAUCUUCUUUGCGAACACCUAUGCAGGCAUCGGCUUCAUGACCUGCAUCUCCGUGGACCGCUACCUGGCCAUGGUGCAUCCGCACCGGCUGCGGGGUCUCCGCAGCGUGAAGGUGGUCCGACGGGUGUGCGGCCUGGUGUGGGCCAUCGUGCUCCUGGAGGUGGCCUCCGUGCUGUUCAAGAGCAUGCUCACGACCACCGAGGGCAAACGCACAUGCAUGGAGUUCUCCAACUUCGGGGCCAGGUCCAUGCUGUAUCUUCUCCUGCUGGCCUGCGUCUUCUCUUUCUUCCUCCCGCUGGCACUGAUCCUCGGCUGCUACGCCCAGAUCAACAGGAAGCUACGCUCCGCCGCACGGCAGAGCCCGCUGGGCAGCGGGGCCGGGGGGGGAGUGGGACAUCGCAGGGCCAACACCAUCAUCCUCCUCAUCCUGCUCACCUUCACGGUGAGCUUCGGCCCAUACCACGUCAACAUCAUGCAGUUCAUGGCGAGGAGUCUUCUCGCAGAGCCCCCGUGUCAGGAAAAGAGUGACUUCAAGGCAUCGCUGCAGGUGACCGUGUUGCUCAUGAACUUGAACUGUGCCUUGGAUCCCAUCCUCUACUUUUUCGCGAUAAAGACCUACAAGAAGAGGGUGAUGAGUCUGUUCAAGGGGAAUAAGUUGACAUCCUCUGAUCUUCAUUUGAAAGUCAGGCAGAAGAGCAGCAGCAUUACCUAAGAAGGUAGUGUGAAAAGUGAAAGAUAGAGCCCUGUUUUAUCUUAUUUGUAUUUUGGGUUAUGUUGUGUAACAUGAUGUAAAACCUCACUAUCUUAACUAUUAGAAUCUGUAAAAAAAAUGGAUUUAUUACCGGGGAUCAAUAAUCAUUUGUGUGUAGUAUCCCAAAAUAAACAAAAUUACAACCAAACUACUAGGAAUAUGCACUCCAUUGAUUUGAUGGCAUUAAACAUUGAAGUA
Messenger RNA from Gadus chalcogrammus (walleye pollock), 1353 nucleotides. RefSeq lists its product as uncharacterized. NCBI's taxonomy places the organism in Eukaryota, Metazoa, Chordata, Actinopteri, Gadiformes, Gadidae. Bases 70 to 1116 code for a protein of 348 amino acids. Gene Ontology annotation, biological process: G protein-coupled receptor signaling pathway. The transcript is spliced from 4 exons. Gene Ontology annotation, molecular function: G protein-coupled receptor activity; oxysterol binding. Gene Ontology annotation, cellular component: membrane. The record is from RefSeq and is a predicted model, not a curated record.